Molecule: messenger RNA, 708 nt
Organism: Rotaria sp. Silwood1
Lineage: Eukaryota; Metazoa; Rotifera; Eurotatoria; Philodinida; Philodinidae
Source: the annotation of a GenBank genome assembly
AUGUAUACAACAAACAUUCGUCCUCCAACAUUUUAUCAUCAUUAUACAACUCAAUUUUUUCCUGCAGCACCUGAUGGUCAACCUCGUGUAGGUAAAGAUGGUGGUAAUAGUAUGUUACUACCACGAUCUCAAUAUGUAUAUUCAUUUCGUUUAUCGGGUUUAAUACUUGGUAGUUUAAUUUUAUUUUUUACUAUUAUUUUAUUAUCAACGGAACUUGGAAGACUUUAUAAUGGUUCGAAUAAUUAUGGUAGAAAUGAAUCAAAUGUUUCAUCGACAUAUUUAAUCUAUCCAGGAAAUACAAUUGGUAUUAAUGAAAAAUUUCCAAAUCGUAAAUUAGAAAAUCGUUGGAUGUGGCCAUGGUCAACAGCAACAUUAUUAUUUAGUUUAAUAUUUAUAACUGCUGGUAUAUUUGGUAUAAUAAGUGGUCUAAGAGAAAAUUAUACAUUAAUAUUAACAUUUUUUAUAUUUUCAUUAUUAUCAAUAUGUUUAUUAAUAUUUUUAAUAGCAACAUAUUCAACAAUAAUAUCUGGUUGGAAAAGUUAUUAUGGAACACGUAAUGAAGAUUUAAUGACAAAAUAUACACGUAUUGAUAGAGAUUUAUCAAUCGUUUGUUUAUCAAUGUGUUGUCCUUUAUUUAUUAUUUUAUUAAUUAGUAUGAUUUUAUCUGGUAUAAGUAUUGAUUUAUGUACAAGAAAAAAUUUUUCGUAG